AUGGAGCCAGAAGCAGGACAUGGCGAGAGUCGUUUGGGUGCCGAGAUUGGUUUACGCCGUCGGUCCACUUCGAUUUCGGAUGAUUAUUCGGUGCAAAAAACAAACGAUGAUGCUACCGAAUGUAAAUAUAUCGCAGCGAAGAAUGAGGUAGAAGAUGAGGGAAAAGAGGAUAAUGAAAAGAUUGAACUUCCAAGCAAUAAGGUACAAUGGGCGACACUGGAAGGGGCUACCAGUAAAACUUAG
Gongylonema pulchrum is the source of this 243-nucleotide messenger RNA. Lineage: Eukaryota; Metazoa; Nematoda; Chromadorea; Rhabditida; Gongylonematidae. The record is from the annotation of a GenBank genome assembly.